AUGUCUCUAACCAGCGUGAAAAUGUCGGAGGAAGUGUGGUUAAGUUGCGUCACUCAUGCAUUGUCCACUGAGACCGAGGAGAUUAUGGGCCUUCUUCUUGGGGACAUUCAGCAUUCGAAAAACGGGAACGUGACUGCAUUGAUAUGGGGAGCGUCUCCCCAGACGAGGUCUGAUCGGCGGAAGGAUCGUGUGGAGACCAACCCUGAACAGUUGGCUGCUGCUUCUGCCCUCGCUGAAAGAAUGACCGCCGCCACUGGAACUACAACCAGGGUCAUUGGUUGGUACCAUUCACACCCUCACAUUACAGUUCUCCCUUCCCAUGUUGAUGUCCAUACUCAGGCAAUGUAUCAGCUUCUUGACUCUGGAUUUAUUGGUUUGAUUUUUUCCUGUUACAGUGAAGAUGUAAACAAGGUAGGAAGAAUUCAGGUAAUUGCUUUCCAGUCGUCUGAUGGAAAGCAGAAUCACAUGUCAAGACCAAUACCUUUGUCUCCUGUAAAUAGAAGCCCUAUUAUUGAUAUUGAUUCGUCACCAAGUUCCUCAGAGAAUACAUCAAUAAGAUCUGGUUACUUCAAGGCAGAGGGCGCUGAGCAGGACACUGGUGAUUCAAGAAGUGUUGGUGCCAGUAAGGACGGGGGGAGAUCAGAUUUGGGAAAUUUCUUUGCUAAUGCUGAUGCCAACUAUCUAGGGAGAGAAAAAAGUGGAGGAAACUACCAUCUUAACAAUUCAGACACUAACAUAGUUGAUGUUGAUCCCAUGGAUAUGUCAGAAAGUAUGCAGGAGGCCAUGCAUCGUUCAAAUUUGGACAUGAGUGGCGCGGAGUUCGUAAGAAAAGAAAUUCCCCUUUAUGUUGUGCCAGCCUUGUCUUUAAUCAACCUUGAUUCACCAUUAUCAUCGUACACAGAUCUGCAACAUGUAUUAUUUGAAGAGGAGCAAAAUGCAUAUAAUCAAGCCAUAUUACAAAAUAUGAGGGAUGGGAAAGUGCAUCCUCUGACUUUUAUACACCACACUUCAACUUAUCAGGCUUCCUUGUGCAAGUUGAUUGAAUACUGUUUAAGUCCUGCAAUAAGUACACUUCAAGAUCGACUGAGAGAUAAUGAAAUUCGGUUAGCAGUUCUGAGUGAAGAAGCCAAAAGUCUGGAGGUUGAGGCAUAUAAUAGAGGGAGCGAAGCAGGUGUAGGAUCUCCACGACAAGUUGCAUCUCCUGCACAUCGAGGAGGUUCCUCUCCUAGUCUGAGAAAUUUGCACAGUUCACCUGAAUCACCCGGUUCUAGGAAUUUAGCAAGUCCUGGUAGCCGGAGCAGAAAAGGAUAUUGA
Molecule: messenger RNA, 1314 nt
Organism: Sphenostylis stenocarpa
Lineage: Eukaryota; Viridiplantae; Streptophyta; Magnoliopsida; Fabales; Fabaceae
Source: the annotation of a GenBank genome assembly